Messenger RNA from Phymastichus coffea, 5896 nucleotides. RefSeq names its product serine-rich adhesin for platelets-like. NCBI's taxonomy places the organism in Eukaryota, Metazoa, Arthropoda, Insecta, Hymenoptera, Eulophidae. Bases 97 to 5472 code for a protein of 1791 amino acids. Gene Ontology annotation, molecular function: protein binding. The record is from RefSeq and is a predicted model, not a curated record. The transcript is spliced from 12 exons.
AAAACACGCAAUCGUCGAAGCGCCAAAAUGGGCUAGUGCAGUAAUCACGCGUCAUAACAAAACAAACCGGCAAUCGGAGAUAAUAAUUAGUAAAAAAUGGACGCGUUAUUGCCGUCAGAAGUUGCGAGAUUAGUUCUCGGAUAUCUCCAGGAACAAAAGUGUGAAGAAGUAGCCAAGUUGUUCCUUGAAACUUCACCCCAUUUACAAGAAUGUAGAUUAGUUGCACAGAGAGGUGGUAGAUAUGGUACAAAAGUUUGCGGACUAAAUUUAACUGAAAUGCUAGACAAGUAUUGUACUGCAAAUUCAAUAAUUCAAGAUAAACUAAAUAAAGUAUCGGACAGUGAACAAAUAAAAAAUUGCAAUGAUAUUGCAGAGCAGCUACGAUAUCUUUUGGAGGGAUCAAGAGGUCAUAGAUUUGUUGUAAAUAUCAAUGUACCCACACAGAAUUCACCAAGUGGAUCAUUCGGGACAACAACACUUACUAGCAGUUCAAGAAAGAGGCAACAUAGUAAUAGUGAUCGGAGUAAACGUAUAGUAAAGUCAUUAAACAAUGUUUUGGAAAAAGACUCUCGAGCUUCAGCUGAAAUAAAUUGUGAUACAGUUGAGGCAACACUUCUUGAAAGUUUACCAGGUAAUAAAUCUUUAGCAAAGCAAUUUAGGGUCGAAAAUUAUACGAAUAACACUAUCAAUAAGUCUCCUAAUAAAUUAGAUUCCAUACAAAAUGUUACUAAAGAAAGUAGAUCCCAUGUGUUUACUUCUGUUGGUACCCAAUCAGAUUUAAACAUGAUGCAAAAUACUCAUGAAAAUCAGUCGAAUGAAAGUAUUUUAACAAAUAAUUUAGUACAGAUACCAAGUAAAUAUUCAGCAGGAACUAGUAUUGAACAACCAAUGAGUUAUUGUAGUACAGAAGUACAAACUGCCCCGUUGGAUUUACUUGAUACAGAACAUUAUAUUAAUUACGAACCGUUUACAAAUUUGAGUAUAUUAACAGAAGCGUUAAUACAUCGUCGGGAAUUAGCUGAGCAGAUAGCUGAGAAUAUCAAUAAAUCUAUAAUUCCUAUACAAGAAAGUGAUCACGAAAAUUCAGAUGCCAACCUAUCAUUCUUACAAGGCUUUGAUAGUGCUGUCAAAUCUGCCGUAGAAACUACUGACAAAGUUUUAGAAGGAUUAUUUAACGAAAUGUUCACAGUUGCUAACACCAAUCAAAACGAAGAUUCUAAUGGAAAGUCCGAUAAAAAAAUAAACGAUGGAGUUUAUAUUGAAAGUGGCAAGGCAAUGGAUGUUAAGAAUAAUACUGAUUUUAUAAGUUCAAAAUCUGUUCAACAAUCUAAAAGGCCUGAAGUACCAUUGAAACAAAGGUUACGUAGUUCCUCCAGAUCUCAAACUAAUCUUGAUGAGGAUGAAGAAGAUAGCAAUUCUCUCCUAGACAAUCAAAACGAAGAAGCAAUAAGAAGUAUUGUUGCAAAUGCAUUAGCUAAUAAACAAAGUUCAAUAGCAGAGAGUUCACCACUAGUAACGACAGAGAAUACGACUUUUAGCAAUGUUCAGCAGCCAGAAUUCGUAGUUCCAGAUGAGAUACCUUCUAUAGACAAUGAAAAUAUUGAACCGAAUAAGAACGCCAAUAAUUCAAAGCCAGCAAAGCCAAGAAGAAAUUCACGCAAGCCAAGAACUCCUAAGCAAAAAGCAGCCGCAGUCGAAGCAAAAGCUGAGGAGAUAAAAAUGCAAGAACAAAAUGUAAUGACCAUGCCAACUUUGAUUUUAUGCUCCGAAAAUGAAGUUAAACCAAGUCCACCUCUUCUCCCAACAAAACAUGACGGUUACUUACCUAUCGCUCCAAAGCCACCGUUAACAGUCAACUCAACAUUACCAGUUCUUCCGGAUCAUCCAUCAGUCGACGCAAAAGCACCGAAGAUUUUUCUACGUACGGUAAACGUGCCGCGUCACUUGGUAAAACCCGCACAAUUCGAGACAUCGGCUGCCGCGAAUCAGUUGAUAAUGCAGUUAAAGGCUAGUCCUCAAAAAAGCAACGUAACUACAAGUUGCAGUGGAUCACCAAUUGUCGUUCCUAUCGUUAUUACAGAUGAGAAACAACAGCAGCAGAGAGAUAGCAGCCAACAACGAGGAAUAGAAUCCAUCACCCUCUAUGGCGAUGACAGUAACUCGGAGGUGAGAGUAGCGGCGCCAGCCGCCUGCAUGCCUGUAAUCAGCCUCGAUGAGUCGGCUUGUAAUUUGGCUGUUAGCCCCGGUUUAUCGCCGUUCUUUAAGGGCAAUCUUAUUGCUGAAUUGACGACACAAAUAAGCAAAGAUCAGCCUAUGACUGCUCAAACGAAGAAACUGGUGGAGAACCAAAAAACAACGAAGGUGAAUGAUGAUGAAGAUGAGCCCGAGGAACAGAAGCAAAAUAAUGAUAAAAAAUAUGUAGAGCAGUCUACGAUUGAAAAGAAUAUAAAAGUGAAGAUAAACGAGACGACAAAUCCUAUAAUUGUUAUCACUACAUCAGAUACAGGUAAAACUGUUUCAAGUGAAAAAGAAACUAAUAUGAUAGAACCAAAUUUCGAGAAUGUUAAAUUGAGUGCGGAUAAAAACAGCAAAUUAAUUUCUGAAGUAAAUGAAAAUAAAGUGAAUGGUGAGAUUGUUUGUGGAGCGAACCAGUGCAUAAUCAAUGAAAAAUUAAUUGUCAUAGAAAAAGAGAAUAAAAAUGAGGAAAAGGAAAGUAGCAAAGUGAUAAAAAAGUCUAUUGCUGUGAAAAAAGAUACUAAAUCAGAAAAGAAAUCGAUACCUGAAAACAAAGAUAGUGAAACCGAAAAGAAACUAGUGUCAGUUAAAAAAGACAUCACACCAGAAGAGAUUCCAGUACUUGUACAAAAAGAUAGCAAAAAAGACGAAAAAGUAAAUAAUGAGAGCAACAUCAAAUACAUCUUGCGAAGAGCUGAUACGAUAAUCACCAAACGUACUCCAAAGUCCCUCUUAAAAGAUAGAUCAAAGAAUAAUCGUCUCAGCUUAUCAACUCCACGUCGUCGCAAAAACCAUGUACGAGCAUUAGACUUCGAUGAGAGAACUCCUGAACACAGUGUCAACAAACAAAAAAUACCUCUAUCUUGCAUAAAACCGAAAUCCAGUGUUGUUCAAGGUUUAUUUCAGUCACCACCGUUUUCUGGUGAAAUUUCUCCAGUAACUUUAGCAGAAUCAAGUGCAGAACCGAUUGCAGAGCCAAGGCCAGUGAAGAUGCACGUGGCAGUACCACCGAUAGCAACAAGAAGUCCUUUGCCGCAGCUUCAGGGUAAUUGGAAUAAAGUUGCUGGUAUCGGAAUGAUUCUUGGUGACAGUGAAAGCUCACCGGAGAAGUCUAAAUCGGUGUUAAAUUUAUCAACAAUUGUAGAGGAAAAAGAGCCUCAGAAGUGUUGGGAUAGCGAUCUGAGAAAGAUAGUCGGUGCUGUGAAUGAGGAGGAUGAUCAACGACCGAAAAGUGCCAAGAAAUGUCGCAAAAGAAACUCGAUUAAAAGCAAGACGAUCGAGGAACCGAAGAGUACAAAAAAAAACGCUUAUAAGACACCAAUGUCUGAUAGUGUUCAGGAACUAAAAAUUACACCGCCUUCUGCAAUUAUUAAUCCAAGGAUCGGUGUUCCAAUAAAAACCUCUCCAGAACUUUUAGCGAGAUUUCGAGAUCUUCAAACGCCUUGUAAAGUUGAGACAGCUGAUAUACCAGCUACUCCACGCGUUAUGUUCGCUACUCCAGGCGGCGCUUGUCUCGUCAAGAUUGGUUCCGGAAAGGAAAUAAGUAUUAAGGAUUGCGUCAACACUCCUGACUUCCCAAAAACUCCUUGUAUUCUACUUACACCAAAGAUUGUCGAGGAAGAAGCGCACGAAAAAAAGUCAUCGCCGUAUUACGAGCCAAGUGAGGGUACGACACUCAAAAAGAAUGUCAGUAACGAGAAAAUUGUGGUUCAGCAAAUAACGACGGUCAUGAUACAAAAUAAAAACGUCAUGGAACUGCAAGAAAGUAAAACUAUAGAAAUGACAAAGUUCGGAGUUAUUGAAGAGAACAUGGCACAAAAAGAAAUUAAAAAAGCAGAAUCCACGUCCGAGGAUAACUCGAAAGAUAUUAUCGAGGAAGAAAGUCUAGGAGAAACAAAUGCCAGUGCAGAUACAACAAAUACGGACUCGGACAGUGAUUCGGAUUCUGAUUCCAACAGUACAACAUCAUCUUCAUCGUCCAACAGUUCGUCUUCCGAUUCGUCAAGUUGCUCAAGCAACGUGUCUUCACCAACGAAAUCAAUCAACAUCUCUCAGCACGAUAACUCAACGACUGAAUCUGAAGUGGACAGUUCACAGAAAGUUUCUAGCGGUUUUUCACGAAUAAAUCGCGAGGAAACUAUAUGUCAUGAUAAAAAUCCAUCGGAAAAAGAAAAUCCACCCCCACCAUCAUCAUCGCCAAAAGGGAUCAAAGAAAAGUCUCCACAGGUGCAACAACUUACUUCUACAAUUUCAGCAAUUAUCACGAACGAGAAGCCCAUUUCCAAGUUGUCUGCUAAACCAAAAAUUAUUAAUAUUCAGACGAUAUCAGCACCAAUAGGAAUUUCGAGAGAGGAACUAGAGGAGAAAAGGCAGCGAGUGAUGGCCAAAUUCAAACAAAAUUCUAACGCGAAAAGACCCGUUACUGUGAAAAGAGUGAUUGCAGUAAAAAAAGUUCAGGUAAAGCAGGCAGCAAAGAUUGUUAAACAGCCGGUUGUUAAAAAAAUAAAACCUAGUCCAAAAAACAAAGUUCCCGCAGUCAUCAAUCAACAAGCAAAACCGAAAAACGCAUUGGAAAGUGAAAAAGAAAAUACUAAAACUAAAGUAGAUCAAGUCAAGCGAGAUUUGUUUGCGCCCAGUGAUGAAACUGAACAGAGAACGACAAGAUCGCAGACUGCUAAAAAAAACAUCGACGAAAAUCCUCGACUGCCGGGUGUGCUUGAAUGUCUACAACUUAUUCCAGCAAAUAAAAGUGCCGAAGAACCGCUUGAUCAAGCUGUAAACGGUUUGAGUAACAGUCAGACAAAUACUCUGGAAGUAUCUUUUGUAUACGACGAUUCGGUGCCCAUAAAAAAGCGUAAAAGAAAUUACAGUAGCUCUGAAUUGGAGAGCGAAUACGCGUUUACUUUUCCGGAUGAGGACGAAGUACUUAUUAUGAAAGUGCAACCUUAUGAAGAAAUUUUCAAAAUGGCACCGAAGAUGGUGAAAAAGAGUCCUAAAAAAUCACCAAUCAAAUCCAAAAGAAAGGUUGUCAAGUGUCCUCUACCUGUAUCGUCGCCAAUGAAGAAAGAUAAAUUGCAGAAAAGGAAAUCGUGUAAAAGAAAAGUUUCUUUUAUCAAGGAAGAGAAGCCGGUUGAAAAAAAAAUGAAAGCGGAAGAGAAAACUUGUCUCGACCCGCAAGCAUUGUUUAAAAAAAUCGACGUAGACAAGUUCUUGAAGACAGUGCAUGUAUCUAAGUAGGAUUUUUUUAAUCAAAUGACAUUCUAGUUUUAUAUCGUUGACAUUUGUAAAUAGUCGUGACGUACUAUAACUCGUAACAAAGUUGUUAUUUAUUAUCAAAAAAAUGCGUUUAUAAAUUAUAAGUUAUAUUUUUAUACCAAAUCGAUUAGAAAUUAUCAAAGUAUCUUUUGUUACUCAAAGUACAAGAAUUAAACCGAAUUGGCAACAUUUCAAUGAAAGAACACUUUGUAAUAAAAUACAGUAACUAAACAAAUCCAGUUUAAUUCCUAAAAAGGCUUUGAAUUUUUCUUGAAUUAUGAAAGAAAAAGUGUAAUACAAAAAUAAAUACUUGCUAGGAAAAUAAACAGAGUCUGUAUAGUUUUCAAUUAGGUUUUCAAGUUUUCAUCUUUAGUUAGCUUCUAGAAUAAAAUACAACCAAAUUUUA